AUGGAUUUUACUAAACCAGAGACAGUUUUCAAACUAGAAAAUAUUAGAAAUGAAUUGGUCAAAAUGGAAGAUUCCAUUAUUUUCCAAUUCAUCGAGAGAUCACAUUUCCCAACCAAUGGUAAUGUUUACAUAGAAAACAAUGCUAAGCUUCCCUUAGGCGAUUUCGAUGGUUCUUUCUUGGACUGGGCCUUGAUGCAUCUAGAAGUUACCGAAUCACAAUUGAGAAGAUUCGAAUCACCAGAUGAAACUCCCUUCUUCCCAGAUAGAAUUUUAGAUUCAAUACUACCAAGUAUAAACUUUCCUCAAAUCCUGGCUCCAAGUGCAGAAAAUGUAAACUAUAAUAAUAAGAUCAAAGGUGUCUACAUCAAAGAAAUCGUUCCAUUGAUUUCAAAAUAUGAUGGUGAUGAUGCCAAUAACUACGGUUCUGUGGCUAUGACAGAUAUACAAUGUUUGCAAAGUCUGAGUAGAAGAAUUCAUUUUGGUAAGUUUGUCGCAGAAGCCAAAUUUAGAUCUGAUGAAGAGUUGUACACAAAAUUGAUUAAAGAGAAAGAUAUAGACAGCAUUAUGGAACAUAUUACAAAUUCUGCUGUUGAGGAAAAGAUUCUACAAAGAUUAACCACGAAAGCUGAAGUAUAUGGUGUUGAUCCAACAAAUAAAGAAAGUCAAAGAAAAAUCACACCUGAAUAUCUUGUUAAAAUUUACAAGGAAUUCGUUAUUCCUUUAACUAAGGAAGUCGAAGUUGAAUACUUACUAAGAAGAUUAGAUUGA
Messenger RNA from Maudiozyma barnettii, 768 nucleotides. It is a transcript of the gene ARO7, whose product is annotated as chorismate mutase ARO7. Gene Ontology annotation, molecular function: chorismate mutase activity. The transcript has a single exon. Bases 1 to 768 code for a protein of 255 amino acids. NCBI's taxonomy places the organism in Eukaryota, Fungi, Ascomycota, Saccharomycetes, Saccharomycetales, Saccharomycetaceae. Gene Ontology annotation, cellular component: cytoplasm. The record is from RefSeq and is a predicted model, not a curated record. Gene Ontology annotation, biological process: aromatic amino acid biosynthetic process; chorismate metabolic process.